ACAUUUCCCCUGGGAAUACUUUCCCUGCUGUGAAUUGUCCACUCGGUAACAGCAAUGUAGCCGCUGCAUUAGAGCAACAUUUAUGACAUUGUGAUGUCACAUCCUCCGCUUAUUUGCAUCAGUUUUUUGUGGCAAACCCAGACAAAAUGCCAAGCAAUUUCUCACCGAAAGAAAAAGUACAGAUUAUCCACGACUGUGGCGCUCUGGGGGCUCCGCAAAGCCAAGUUGCAGCCAAGUGGGAGUUGCCCAGGUUGGCUGUAUGUGGAAUGUGGAAGCAGAAGGAUAAGCACGAAGACGGACAGUCAAAUAGCAGCUGGAAGCGUGGGCAUGAAGGGAAACACGGCUGCUGUCGACUACUCUCGUUAUAUGGUUCAAGGAGAAGAUGGCGCAGGGAGGACUACCUGCUGGACCCGCAAUCGAGGACAAACCCCUUCAGCUUGCUGCUUCCCUGGGGUUGAAUGAUCUUAAGGCAAGUGACAGUCGGUUUACCAGAUGGAAGAAAUGCUUCAAUGUUGCUUACAAAAACGGGCAUGGUGAGAAACAGCCAGCGGACAAACCAGCAGGGGCAGCGUGAAAAACUUCCUCCCAUUUUCCAAGCUGAUGUCUACAAUGCUGACUAAACGGGACUUUAUUUCAAAGGGCUCUGACAGAGGACAGGUCGAAAACAAUGAAAAGCUAGGAGGAGGGAAAGCUUUAAAGGACACAGGGGAACUGUGCUUGUCGGUGCCAACGUGGAUGGGAGUGACCCCCCUGAACAAUGUUCCCCUUCCAGUCAACAUGGAAAAAGAGGACUUAGCAGCUGCGGGGGAUGAGGAUUUGCUCCCGUUCGGAGAGCUGCCCGAUGAGGAAUUACUGAGCUGCAGCUGCUGCAAGGCCAGAGAUACAAGCUUGUGUUGAUGAAACAUAUUCUAAUCCAGGGAGUGAGGACGAGCGAUUUUGAUGAAGUUCCACGUCCGACAAACGCCGAGCGGUUGAAGGCUUUGCACACGCUCUGGCACUUUUCCCGGGUAGCGGGACUUGGUGGCAGGGUCUGCAGGACGUGGAGUCCCGUCUUCGAAACAAAACUGGCAGGAAUUGUGGCGUUGGCAUGGCUCGCAUUACCCUGGAGGACCUCAAUGGAUUGGAUGAUGAGUCCCUUGAUGAAGAUGAGGAGCCAAUGGAUGGGGAAGAACAGAACAGGCUGUUCUCUCAUUGGGAAACAGUGGCCAGCACCCAUCAAGUGACUCUUCCUCAAGAGAUGGCGGGUCCCAUCGUGCAGAUGACGCAGCACAGCCAGGUGCGUGAGCCGGUGCCCUAUGUCACCCUGCUGCAGCAUGAGAAGUGUGAGGAGCGGCUGUACCCAGCGGGGAAAUGGGCCUGCGUCACCAAUGGGGAGCCGAUGUACGAACAGAGCAUCUCCAUGGGCUUCAUGAAACUCAUGCGCUACAUCUGCAAGGAGAACUCCACAGGCCGCUACCUGGGCAUGACGGUGCCUGUGGUGAAUGAGAUCCGUCUGAGUGAGGAGGGCACCGAGUUGCUGCGGGACGUCACCACUACCUAUUACCUCCCAGGGGAGUUCCAGCCCGACCCCCCUCUCCCCACGGACCCUGACAUCCGCAUUGUGGAGAGACAGCCGCUCCGCGUCCUGACCAGGGUUUUCUACGGGGUGACGACGGAGGAGACGAUCCUCCGGGAGAUCCGCCUUCUCUGGGAGCUGCUGGGCUCCACAGACACCGUGCUGCGGGAAAGCUACAUGGUGGCUGCCUACGAGAACCCCAGCGUCCCUCAGCGGCGCAAUGAGCUGUGGUUCAUCCGGCGGGCAGAAUGAGUGCAGCGCAGCCCCGUGCUGGCCCCGCUUUCGAUGGCAGUUCUGGCUGAAGGAGAUGAAUGCACAGCCUGACGCACUGGGCGCCGUAGAGCUGCGCUGGACCCGAAGAGGAGACCUGCUCCACGCCCAGCCCCGGGAAAACCAGCAUGUGCCAAAUGGCUGGCCGGGGUCCAUCUCACGCCUGCAGGGGGCAGUGUGCCAUUGUGCACUGAGUGUGGCUGGGCACAUGGGGGCGGGCUGGCCAGGCUGGGUGCUUGUGCCAGGGUGCCAGCCUGGGCUCGAGGUGUCAGGCCUGACUUGAGUUUGCAGUGCUGGGCCAGGCACCUGUGUGUGGCUGUGGUUGAAAGAGGUCUCUUGGGCGAUGGUUGGUGUGGCACUUCCUGGGGCACUGAGCAUUCCUCCGUGUCUUGCCUGCUGAGGGAGGGUGUGUGCUGCAGCCGGUGGGGGGCCCUUGCCCUGCUCAGAGCAGGGCUGUGUGUGUGCAUGCCCAGGAACAGAGACUGGUGGUGCCCGCAAGCAAAGCUGGGAUCCUGUAGGACUCUCCUUCGUAUCUGCCCAGCCGCGUGCCCGUGGUGGGCAGCCCCUUCGUGUUGGUCAGCGCCCACCGCGCUGCUGCUGAGCCGGUGGCCACCAGGUGUUAGUCCGGCCCUCGGCCCUGGGCUGAGCAGAGAGGGGCAGCAGCGGGGUCACUGUGUGUUUUGUUGUGCAUUGAUUGGUUGGUUUCACACUCAUACGUGCUGCUGGGGGAGGCUGGCAGCGCGAACCUGAAAUAAA
Terrapene triunguis (Three-toed box turtle) is the source of this 2581-nucleotide messenger RNA. RefSeq names its product heme-binding protein 1-like. The transcript is spliced from 6 exons. The coding region runs from base 1088 to 1807 and encodes 239 amino acids. NCBI's taxonomy places the organism in Eukaryota, Metazoa, Chordata, Testudines, Emydidae. The record is from RefSeq and is a predicted model, not a curated record.